Notodromas monacha is the source of this 612-nucleotide messenger RNA. NCBI's taxonomy places the organism in Eukaryota, Metazoa, Arthropoda, Ostracoda, Podocopida, Cyprididae. The record is from the annotation of a GenBank genome assembly.
AUGAGAGGAUCUAUUCAGGCUUACCUGCAGCUGCUGUCGACUUCAGGAGCUCAUUCUGGCACAACUGGUCGUCAGGUCGGAGUCGUCGAAGUUGCCAGUGACGUCGUGGUUACAAAACGCCCGCGAGAGGUCACUGCUAGCGUCGAGCGUUGGUUGUCUCAUUAUCCCUCCGACAGAAACGAAUUCUGUCUCGAAUGUGGACUUCGCAAAGCUGUUGAGAAUUUAUGGACAUCAAUGAGAGGAUCUAUUCAGGCUUACCUGCAGCUGCUGUCGACUUCAGGAGCUCAUUCUGGCACAACUGGUCGUCAGGUCGGAGUCGUCGAAGUUGCCAGUGACGUCGUGGUUACAAAACGCCCGCGAGAGGUCACUGCUAGCGUCGAGCGUUGGUUGUCUCAUUAUCCCUCCGACAGAAACGAAUUCUGUCUCGAAUGUGGACUUCGCAAAGCUGUUGAGAAAGUCAAAGAAAAAAAGAAACAUGUUCCAUUACUCGAUAACUUCGAAACUAGAUUAAAACGAGUCCGAGUCGUGAGCCUGGUUGCUGAAUGCCCUCCGGCUAAGGUUCCUCUGCUUUCUUCGCUCGCUCUUUUCAUGACUGGUCUGUCGGGAAGAUGA